This is a messenger RNA of Colletotrichum truncatum, 1410 nucleotides long. Its product is annotated as molybdenum cofactor biosynthetic protein. Gene Ontology annotation, biological process: tRNA wobble position uridine thiolation; protein urmylation. Lineage: Eukaryota; Fungi; Ascomycota; Sordariomycetes; Glomerellales; Glomerellaceae. The record is from RefSeq and is a predicted model, not a curated record. Gene Ontology annotation, molecular function: adenylyltransferase activity; thiosulfate-cyanide sulfurtransferase activity; URM1 activating enzyme activity. Gene Ontology annotation, cellular component: cytoplasm; cytosol.
AUGGAAAAAGUCGAGGAUUUGAGGAAAAGGGUCGCUAAAGCAGAGUCUGAGCUCCGGGGACUGAAAGAAGAGCUUGCGAGAGCGGAGAGGGAAGCUCAAGAUGUUAAGGAACCAGCUCAGCAACCCUGGAAAUGGCCCCUGCAAGCGGAGGAUUGUGAGAGAUAUGGGCGUCAGCUAAUCAUCCCGGCAGUAGGAGUGAAAGGCCAGCUCAGGUUGAAGAAGUCAAAGGUCCUCCUCAUCGGCGCCGGCGGCCUUGGAUGCCCCGCAGCCGCUUACAUCGCCGGGGCAGGGGCCGGUACCGUCGGUCUCGUCGAUGGGGACGUGGUCGAAGUGUCUAAUCUUCACCGCCAGAUAGCCCACUCAACAGACAGGGUUGGAGUGUUCAAGGUUGACAGCGCAAUCACGUAUCUGAAGGGUCUGAACCCAACUGUGACAUAUCGUGCCCACAAGACGCACCUGACGCCGCAGAACGCCGAAGAGAUUGUUUCACAGUACGAUAUCAUCCUUGAUUGUACAGAUCAUCCGACGUCUCGCUACCUCAUUUCCGACAUCUGCGUGCUCCUUCAAAAGCCGCUCGUCUCGGCGUCGGCUUUCCGGACAGACGGCCAGCUCAUUAUUCUCAACUCUCCCGCCGCGCCGCAGGGAAGCCUAGAUGGCGGACCGUGCUACCGUUGCGUCUUCCCCAAGCCGCCGCCACCGGACAGCGUGGUCAGCUGCGGCGAGGGCGGCAUCCUCGGACCUGUCGUCGGAGCCAUGGGUGUCCUGCAGGCUCUCGAGGCCAUCAAACUUGUCGCCGCAGGCGCUGUGGAUCCCGAGGUGAAGGUAAAAGAAGCUGCAGCCCCUUCACUUCUCAUCUUUUCAGGGGCUGCGCCAUCGGGUCCUUUCAGGUCAGUUAGAAUGCGCGGACGGAGGAAGGACUGCUUCGCUUGCUCUGCAGUAUCAACGCUGUCACUCGAGACUCUGCGGUCUGGGUCCCUAGACUACAUCUCCUUCUGUGGCGUCAGCGCCCCGGUUAGUGUCUUGGGGCCCGAGGAGCGAAUCACGGCGACCGAGUACGAGCGCGCCCGCAAAGACAAGACAGUCAAGCAUCUCCUGCUAGACGUCAGAGAGCGAGAGAACUUUGACAUUUGCAGCAUAGAAGGCGCCGUGAGCAUACCCAUUGCAACAUUUAUGAAGCAGACGCAGCCGUCAAACGACGGAACCCCGCCGCAGCUCGAAUGGCUACCUGCAGAGCUCCCCGAAGACGCACCCAUCUACCUCGUCUGCCGAGUCGGAAAUGACUCACAGCUUGCCGCGAAGCGCCUUAAAGACCUCGCGCUGGACGGCAACGGAAAACGAUUCAUUGGCGAUAUCAAAGGAGGCAUGAGGGCGUGGAAAGCCGAGAUCGAUCCCACGCUACCAUUCACAUGA